Molecule: messenger RNA, 1700 nt
Organism: Anopheles stephensi (Asian malaria mosquito)
Lineage: Eukaryota; Metazoa; Arthropoda; Insecta; Diptera; Culicidae
Product: syntenin-1-like
Exons: 4
Coding region: 252-1241 (329 amino acids)
Cellular component (GO): plasma membrane; cytoplasm
Molecular function (GO): protein binding
Source: RefSeq, a predicted model, not a curated record
CCAAAACAUAAUGCGCCGUAGCUGCAUAUGAAUGUCAUCCCGGGCGCAUAAAAGUGCAGCAGUUUCUUCUUAAUUUUUAUCUCACGGGUUCUUCUAUUUCGUCUCGAGACGUUUAGUAUAACAAAGAGCUUUAACAAAGUAGGCAUAGUAUUCCUGUUCCAGUGGCUACAGUGAAGCAGAGUAGCAUUAGAAGCACAGUUUUUGCUUCCAUCAUCAGCAGCUAUUCGUUAUUCCCAGACGGUGCAUUCACAAUGUCGCUCUAUCCGUCGCUAGAAGAUAUGAUGGUGGACAAAAUGGUCCAGUCACAAAACACGGCCAUCGCAACGGCUGUGGCGCAACAGCAGCAGCAGCAACAAUACCAGCCUUACCCACCGUCGGCACCUGCUACGAAGGAUGCUUACGGUGGUUUGUAUCCCAACUUCACCGAUGCAAACCGUCCCACGCCUCCGGUGGGUGCAGCCGGCCUUAUGUAUCCCGAUCUGUACGAAUACAUGGGCCUGGAGCUUUCGAAGGAAAUGAUCCAUGCGAACCUUCCACAGUACGUGCCACAGGCGACCGUUCCCUCUACCGCGAUCGUACAGCAACAGUCGGCCGUCGCGAUCGUGAACAAUGCUAAUAUGGUCGCACCCGUUUCGGGUCACUUUACCGGGCUGCAGCGUGGUCAGGUGACUAAUGGAAUACGCGAGCUCAUCAUGUGCAAGGGUGCGGACAAGAAAGUUGGCCUUCGGGUGCAGGCAAUCAAUAAGGGCAUUUUUGUGUGCGUGGUCGUCAAGAACAGUCCGGCCGCAAUGGCCGGGCUACGUUUCGGUGAUCAGAUACUGCAGAUCAAUGGUACGCUGGUGGCAGGCUUCUCCGUCGACGAUGUGCACAAGCUGCUGAAGAAGAGCGACAGCAAUAACAUCUCGGUGGUGGUGCGCGAUCGACCCUUCGAGCGUGCCAUCACCCUGCACAAGGACUCAUCCGGUAGCUUCGGUUUCCAGUUCAACAACGGUACGAUCACGGCCAUCGUGAAGGACUCGUCGGCGGCUCGCAACGGGCUCAUCAUCGAUCAGCAGCUGCUCGAGGUAAACGGUCAGAACGUAAUCGCGAUGAAGGACAAAGAAAUCGGGCAGCUGAUCAGUGCUUCGGAGCAAGUCAUCACGCUCACGAUCGUACCGAAGAUGAUCUACGACGUGAUGAUGAAGAAGCUGUCCACGUCGUGGUUGCGGGGCAAGAUGGAUCAUUCGGUGCCGGAUUUUUAAAAUCUACAAAAACUCAAAGUUAAACAGUUUUCCCAGUAAGAUUUUCCAAUUUUGCAGCCAAGCCGUAUAGGUAAGCACGAGAAACUCAGGAUAAGAAACCGCAGGAAUAACCAAAGUAUUUUUUUUUGGAACUAAAAAUGCACCGAACGGGAAAAUGGAAAGUGAAUCUUAACCAACGAUUUUUAACGAUUUUAGCAGAGAGAGGGAGAGAUAGGGAGAGAGAGAGUUAGCGAGAGCCAAGGGCGGAUAGUGACGCGUUUACGUAUGUUCCCAUUCGUUGUUACACCACCCUCCACUAUGACACGUCUGCCAUCUAUAUGUUUGCAAAGCAUAGUUUAUCGUAUUCGUAUGUAUAUCGUAUAUUAUUCGUCCCUUCGUAUGAUCGGUGCACAUCUAUUACAUGUAUAUUAUGGUUUGAAUGCCAUUGAAUAAAAGAACUACAUAUUAUCAUCACUUUAA